This is a messenger RNA of Prinia subflava (tawny-flanked prinia), 889 nucleotides long. It is a transcript of the gene PTGDS, whose product is annotated as prostaglandin D2 synthase. Bases 67 to 723 code for a protein of 218 amino acids. Gene Ontology annotation, molecular function: small molecule binding. The record is from RefSeq and is a predicted model, not a curated record. The transcript is spliced from 6 exons. NCBI's taxonomy places the organism in Eukaryota, Metazoa, Chordata, Aves, Passeriformes, Cisticolidae.
GGGCUCGACAAACUCUUCGGCAGUGCAGCGCUCUGCCUCCAGCACUCGGCUCAGCUCGGCUUUGCCAUGCAGGCCACACUGCUCAGCAUCCUGGGGCUGGCCCUGCUCGGGACACUGCACGCUCAGGACAGCAUCCCUGUCCAAACUGACUUCCAGCAGGAUAAGCUCACAGGGAGAUGGUACAGCAUCGGACUGGCCUCCAACUCUAACUGGUUCAAGGAGAAGAAGCACUUGAUGAAGAUGUGCACCACCAUCAUCUCCACCACUGCAGAGGGGAACCUGGAAGUUACCUCCACCUACCCCAAGGGUGACGAGUGUGUGACAAGGAACAGUCUUUACAUCAAGACAGAGCAGCCGGGGCGGUUCAGCUACACCAGCCCACGUGAGUACCCAGCUUCCAUGGGGCAGCCCUGCUGUCCCUGCUCCUGCCUUGGGGCUGAUUUGGAGCUCAGGGCUGAGCUGUACCUCAUGUCCCUCACAGGCUGGGGCAGCAAGCACAACAUCCAUGUGGUGGACACCAACUAUGAGGAAUAUGCCUUGGUGGCCACUCAGAUCUCCAAGAGCACUGGUUCCUCCACCAUGGUGCUGCUCUACAGCCGGACAAAGGAGCUGAGUCCCGAGCGCCUGGAGAUGUUCACCCAGUUCUCCAGGGAGCAGGGCCUAACAGACGACGAGAUCCUCAUCCUGCCCCAAACGGACAAAUGCAUGGCAGAUGCUGCUUAGGUGGACCCACCAGCUGCUGCCAGCCCGAGCCCCAACAGCACUGCAAGCUGGCGACCAUCCUGCCCCAUCUGACCCCUAGUGGCUCCCAGCACCACGGCAGCCUUCGCUCCCUGGCUUCACAAUCCACAUCUGUAUCCCUGUCUCGAUUAAAGCCCAUAAAAAACCA